This is a messenger RNA of Racocetra persica, 236 nucleotides long. The record is from the annotation of a GenBank genome assembly. Lineage: Eukaryota; Fungi; Glomeromycota; Glomeromycetes; Diversisporales; Gigasporaceae.
UCUGUGAACAUUUUGGACAACCUGAUGCAACUAAAAGCAAGGAUCAAAAAAAAGAAACCACAACCAAACGUGUUGGAUGUACGUGGCAAAUAAAUCUGUUGUGCCCUGAAAAAGAAAAUCCUAACAAAGCUGUAUACAUUUCAAAAUUAAUCAACGAGCACCAAAAUCAUGAACUUGACCAAGCACAUUAUAACUUUCAGGAAAAUGUAGCAUUCACAAAGGAGAUGAUAGAGGAU